Cornus florida is the source of this 1605-nucleotide messenger RNA. Its product is annotated as DNA-binding protein RHL1. The coding region runs from base 143 to 1423 and encodes 426 amino acids. Lineage: Eukaryota; Viridiplantae; Streptophyta; Magnoliopsida; Cornales; Cornaceae. The record is from RefSeq and is a predicted model, not a curated record. The transcript is spliced from 12 exons. Gene Ontology annotation, molecular function: DNA binding. Gene Ontology annotation, biological process: DNA endoreduplication.
AAGAAAGAGAGUCCAUUUUGGGUCUAAGAGAGACCAUAUUUGGGCGCAGGAAAGCAUUACUAUAAAUUUGCUUGUUUCUUCCCGCCUGUGAUUCCAUUCCAUUUCCAAGGCAAAAAAAAAACACCUAGAGGAGAGAGAGAAAAUGGUUCGAGGUGGAAAGAAAGAAGUGGGGAAUAGAGAAGCAAAUCCAGAAGGAGAAGAGCGAAGAAGACUGAAGAAACUGGCACUCUCGAAGAACAUACUGUCGGAAGCUCCGGCGAGGGCUUGUUCAACUCUGAGGCCGUCGAAGACUGUGACCAAACACCACGGCAGAGACAUACUGAGGAAGUCUCAGCGCAAGAACAAAUUCCUCUUCUCCUUCCCCGGCCUUCUCGCUCCCAUCUCCGGCGGCAAGAUAGGCGAGCUCAAGGAUCUCGGGACCAAAAACCCUAUCCUCUAUCUCCAUUUCCCUCAGGGCCAAAUGAAGUUGUUUGGGACUAUUGUUUAUCCAAAGAACAGGUACUUGACCCUGCAGUUCUCUAGAGGUGGGAAGAAUGUCAUGUGCGAGGAUUACUUUGAUACCAUGAUUGUAUUUUCUGAUGCAUGGUGGAUUGGGAGGAAAGAAGAGAAUCCUGAAGAAGUCCGUCUUGAGUUUCCCAAGGAGCUGAAUGAGGGACAACCUGUGGAGUUUGAUUUUAAAGGUGGUGCAGGGGGGGCAGCAGCUGAAAGCAUUAAAGGUGUUAGCAAAUCUGUAAAUAGAUCUGUAGUACAACAGUCUCCUAAAGCUGAGGUAGAAAAUGAUUUAUCUGAUGGACAAAAUAAUGUGAAGGAUUCCAUUGAAGUGACACCAACUCGACAAUCGAAGAGAAGUGCUGGAAAAACAUUCAAGUUUGCAGAAGUUUCUUCUGGAGAUGACUCUGUUGAAACCGAUGCUGACACGACCGAAGGAGAGGAAGAUAAAGUUGAUGUGGGGCAUCCAAUGAGGAACUAUUCUCCUGGAAAGACUGAAAAUUCUUGUUCUCUAGUUGAAAUUGACAAUGAGGAUGCUUCAAUGCUAACUCAUAAUUCAGGACAAGUUCAAAAAUCUGCUAUGUCAGUGACAAAAUCUGAGGAACACUCUCACACAAAUCAUACUUCUCUUGUCCAAGCUACUAUAUCUACAUUGUUUAAGAAGGUGGAGGAAAAGAAGGCGCCAAGAAAUCUAAAGAAGUCCCCGUCAUCAAAAGUUUCUGGCCAGAAUACGCGGCGUGCUGAUUCUAAACGGAAGAUUGGUGAAGUUAAAGCUGAGGGACCCAGGAAAAAGGGGAAAGUGACCGAAGGAGGGAAAGCUGGGACAAGAAGUACACCGAGGAAGAAACAAUUAGAGGUUGAAGCUGAAGAUAUUGAAGAGUUCUCAAGCACAUCAAAGGAUACGGAUGGGAGCGAUGAAGAUUGGGGUGUUUGAGAUCAUAAAAUUGCUAAGAUGAUGAUGAGGGCAUUCCAAAAAAAUGUUAAAGCGAGUGUUGUAUGUUACUUUGAAUGUAAAUAUGGUCUAGUAGGUUAAUAUAUUGUAUUUAUGUAGCGUUGUCUUUCAUGUUCUGGUGAAAAUUCUUUUACAUAGAAGUAUAAGAAAACAAAUCUUACUGA